CUGCAACGACGUUGCGAGUUGCGACGACGGCUGUUUAGUGUGUCUGUCUGUCUGACUCAGGUUGUUGGUCCCCCGGUGUAAAGCAUAUUAUUUUUUGUCGUUAUUUUUGUCUAUCGUGGUGUUGCAAAACCGAAAUCUGGUGUUCUCGUAGAAGGUGCGCGACGAGAACUGUUUUGCCGGGAAGAAGGUGACACCUGAAACAACAGCUAGCAGUAAUGGAAAAUCCCGAGGAAGUUCUGCAGGCGCUCGACGAGUUCCAGAAGAUGCGGCCGACGGAGAUCCCGCGGGAACUCGAGGAGUACUUGUGCUGGGUGGCCAAGACCGGCGACCCAGUUUACCAGUGGUCGCUGAUCAAGGCGCUGUUCCGCGAGAAGCUCACCCGGGUGAUGACCGACUUCUACGAGAGCUGCCCCAGUCUCGACCUGGCGCCGUGUCCGAACGUCGAGACCUUCAACUACGACACGAUGAAGAGCAGCCUCCUGGAGCGCCUCGAGUCCUUCGCGAACGCGCCCUUCACGGUGCAGCGCAUCUGCGAGCUGCUCACCACGCCGCGCAAGGAGUACAACCGGGUCGACAAGUUCAUGCGCGCCAUCGAGAAGAACAUCCUCGUCGUGUCCACGAAGGAGCCGGGCUCGGCGGCCAGGCGCAACGAGAACGGCGACGGCCUCGUCAACGGCUCCAUGGAGGACGACGCGCCCGGCGCCGACGUCGAGAUGGACUCCUGGGUCAAGGACUGCGCCACCUCCGCGCAGGCCAUGGACGCCGAGGCCCGGCUCCUGGACGACGUCACCGCGACGGCAACGGCGACAGCGACGUCACCCACUGCGCCCCCCGUCGCCAACGGCGACAAGGCCAUCGACUUUGUCCCCUCGACGUCCGAGUUCUCGGGACCGAGCAUCGCCCGGGAGGUUCCCGACGCCAUCAUGAACGAGGACACCAGCUCGCAGCCCAGUCUCGACAUCGACAGUCCCGAGAGCGAGCCCGUCGACCCCGGCCGAAAACUACAGACCACCUUCCAGGCAAAGGAUUUCAUAACCCACGAGAAAUCACCAGAGCCUUAUGAAGAGGACACCAAAGUGACGGAACAAACUGAUGCAGAUCUAGAAGCGACCAAUGAAAUUCAAAGCUCUGUAGAAAGUAGUUCCGAAUCUUUGGAGGAAUGUGCAAAGUCGUCAGAGCUUAACGAGCGCGGAUCAAUUCUUCCAAAUAUAGAGAAUUUCCUGCACACAAGAUUAGAAAAUUCAGUGAUAACAUCGGAAGGUACACCGAGUCAGAAGUCGGAUUCGGAAAAUGAGGAGAGCACUUCGCCGAAAGAGGAGGAGGACGACGCUUCUCUCUUGCCGGAAGCCUUGGCGUGUCAGGAGCAAUCUUCAAGUAGCAAUUCCUCGGAAUCCUUUUCAGAAGAGAAUAAUAUUCCAAAGGACAAGGCGGAGGAAAUUCCCUCACCCAAGGAAGUUGAGAGUGAAGAAGUGCCCAUGAUUGCGGAAUCUGUCCAGGAGGAAGUUUCACAGGAAGUGAAACCGGAAGAAUCAUCGACUUCAGAUGAGGUGAAAGAGGAAGCUAAAGAGACGAUAGAAGAAGCGGUGGCGGAUCAGAAAAAUGAAGAAGAUUCGAAGCCGGAAGAGGAGGAAAAGACGGUGACUCCCGAAGAGUCGAUUUCCGAGAAGUGCGACGUGGACAGCGGAAGUCUCACGAUUGAGGAAACAACGGAAGACGAUUCUCCCUCUGAAACAAAAUCCAUUGUUCCGGAUCCUAUUCCAAUUGUCGAAGAACCCAAAGAAGAGGAAUUGCCCGCCAAGAGCGCCGAUAGUGAAACAUCGAUCGAGGAGAUCGAUUCGAGUCGAGAGGCCGACUUAUUACCAACAAACAUUGAUGAUUUGCCAAAGAAUGAGCCAACUAUCGAAAAUUUAGAAAAUAACGACGCAUCCGAGAAGCAAGUCGCAUCUUUAGAAGCGUGCGAAGAAACAAAGACUGACGUCUCAAUUUCCGACGAGAAAAUCCAAGUUCCAGAAUCACCGGUUGCCGAAACUGCUUCUGAGAAAGCGACAAAACCCGAGGAAUCAAUGGAAGUGGACGGCGAGGCGACUGCUGCUCUGGAUGAACCAAUGGAGGAGGAAACGCCCCAAGUCGCAAGUUAAUAAAUUCUUCAACUUUUUUUUAUUGCCACGAGAAAAUUAUCAGUUUUCAGAAAAAAAACAUAAAUGCGCAAAUGACUGCUAGAAAUUGUGAUCUCUAACUUGCGACUUCUAGACUUGCGAAUUCUAUUUCUUGUAAAAAGUAAAUACAGGGAUCAAACUUUGUGUAAUCAACUUAAAAAAAAUAGCUCAGUUAAUUUUCUCUGAUCCGCGGAAAAUUAACUGAUUUUACAAAGAUAAAUGAUGUAGAAACACUAAAAUCGAGUGGAGAACAUCACUGCCUGUUCCGAAAUAUAAGAUUGACUAGGUAAUUAAAAAAAAAUUUACAUCUAUUUUACGUUUAUCAUCACGACAUGGACAUUAAAACAUUCUUUUUCUCCAUUUCAUCAAAAAAAAAAAAAAAUUUCCAAAUUUCAAACAUUAUCGUCAUAACAUAAAAUGCAGCUUGUAUAAAAAAAAAUUGUAGUGAAAUAUUUAAAUUUCUUAAAAGCAUUGUGUAAUAAGUGCACUUUACCGUUUUUUUUGUAAAUUUAUUUUUAACAAAAAGUUAAUAAAAAAAAACUGUCCAAAGAAAUAAAACGAGAGCUUAAUUACAGCAGACAAGAAAGAAAGCAGUGUGUGCGUUUAAUUUUUCCAUUAAAAUUAAAAAAAUGUUGGUAAUUUUCAAUUACCAACCAAUUGGAAAGAAGAUUUCCCUUUAUUUUCUCCUCUUAUAGUCAGGGAAGAAUUUUUAUUUUUGUUUUGUUCUGUUUUUUUAAUGCAACUUUGUAUUUAUUGAAUUUUUUGUAAGAUAAUUUGUAAGUUGGUCUAAUGUCUUCAGUAUCUUGGAAAUUGUUAUCAGUUCAAUGUUUGAUUGAUCUUUAACCCUAUAAGGAAAUACGGAAAAAAUGUCUGUACUCAUUUUGUAAAUAAUUCAAAUAUCAGCAUUUUAGACGCAUAAAGAAAAUUUAUAUAUAAAUAUAUAAGAAGAAUUCUUGGCGAAUAAUGUGUAAACUAACUAAUUCCCUUUUCAAAGUUAAAUGUUUCUGAAAAAUGUGAUAGGAAUGAAAAUAGAAAUUAUCGAGAAAGAAAAAAAAUUGUAUUCUCUGCUUUAUGUUUAUUUUUUGUAUAUCUAUUAUUGAAUUUUUUCAAAGAGAAUAACCCGGUAGAGUCGACUAUAUAUAUAUAUAUUUUUUCAAACUUAAUUGUGUUACUGUAAUUGGAGUAAUAAUUAUUGACACAAGUUCCGUGAAUGCAGAAAAGCACAAUUUUCAAAGCUUUUAUCUACAUACGUAAAAGAAAUUGUAUUUAAUUUACAAGUUAAGAGCUAGACGCAGAUCUACCAAGUGAAGAUUAGGAGGUGAGACAUUUAAUUUAAGGAUUAACGGAGAUUGUAAACCAGUAAUUAUAUUAAUUAUUUAAGGUCACUGUGUAUAUUAUUUUAUAGUAAAAUACACAAAGAUAAUUAACAA
Molecule: messenger RNA, 3586 nt
Organism: Leptopilina heterotoma
Lineage: Eukaryota; Metazoa; Arthropoda; Insecta; Hymenoptera; Figitidae
Gene: PPP4R2r
Product: serine/threonine-protein phosphatase 4 regulatory subunit 2
Exons: 2
Coding region: 216-2138 (640 amino acids)
Biological process (GO): protein dephosphorylation
Cellular component (GO): nucleus; protein phosphatase 4 complex; cytoplasm
Molecular function (GO): protein phosphatase regulator activity
Source: RefSeq, a predicted model, not a curated record